UUUAUGGCAGAAACUUAUUGCCCAUCACAGAAUCGCAAACUCUAUGGCAGUCCAUGCCUUCUAUGCAGUAAGCAGCAGAGGCAGUAGUAAGCUUUCUGAGCUCUACGCGUCGGUUUCGUAGUGAUUGUUCAAUAAAAUAUUACAGAAGCAAAUACACUUUCUCAUGAUAAUUAGUAAUACAGGAUAAAGAACAUCAUGAAUGACGAAUUGGAACAAUCAACACUCAGCAAGGCUGUGAAAAAUGUGAAGCAAACACUUUUGAAGAAGCAAAAAAAACCUGAGACACAAAUACCAAUAGAUGCACCAAUACCACAGGUUGAAGAAGUUAAGCUUGAUAGAGGUGUAGUUUAUAUUGGUCACAUCCCUCAUGGAUUCUUUGAAAAAGAAAUCUUCAGUUUCUUCAAGCAAUUUGGAAAGGUCACACGAGUUAGGGUGGCAAGAUCCAAAAAGACUGGUAUAAGCCGAGGCUAUGCAUUUGUAGAGUUCUUGCAUAGUGAAGUGGCCAAAAUUGCUGCAGAGUCCAUGAAUAAUUAUCUAAUGUGUGGACGACUUUUAAAAGCCACUUAUAUCCCUCCUGAGAAACAGCACAGUCGAUAUUUUGCUGGUCAACAAUGGAGUAAGAAAAGUUAUCCCAAGAUUAAGGCAAGAGAAAUAACCAAUCGUCGUAAAAAUACAAAUGUAGACAAUAAAGUUGAGAAUGUUCUCGUGCAAAGAAGUUUGAGCAAAUUGGCAAACAUGGAGAAAAAACUUGAAGAAGCAGGAAUCGUAUAUAGAAUCGCACCAGUUGAAACACCUAAGCCUACUUUAAUAAUCAAGAAAAGAAAAGCCACUCCUUCCAAACCACUUUUAAAGGCAAAGAAAAGAAAAAUUGUCGCUCAACCUCCAAUAGGUCUAAAAACAGAGGAAAAUAUUGUUCCUGUAGAGCCAUCAGCAAAAAAUGAUAAAAAGAAGAAACUUGUUCCGCCGGAGCAAACAAAAAGAAAGAAUAAAAAUAAAGAAAUUGUUUCCCUUCAGUCAUUAGAAAAAAAGAUUAAACCAAAAGCAACGGUUUCCCUGCAGCCAUCAGAAAAAAAAGUGAAGCAAAAAGCGACUAUGACCCUAGAACCGUCAGAAAAAGAAAUAAAAAAAAAAGAAAUUGCUCCUUUAGAAACAUCGAGUAAAAAAAAUAAAAAAUCAGAGAUUGUUCCCGUGCCUAUAAAGAAAAACAAGCAAAAACCGGUCGCACCAAAAUCUUUAAUCAAAAAGGGAAAAAAGAAAAAUCCAACAACAUAAAUUGCAAUCAAUCACAUUGGUAAGAUGGUUUCAUAUUAAAAUCUCUUGUCGAGAAGUUCAAUAUUGUGUUUGCUUUUGCAAUGUCUACAAUGUAAUAAAAAAAAAUCUAAAACGGUUAA
Messenger RNA from Athalia rosae (coleseed sawfly), 1391 nucleotides. Its product is annotated as MKI67 FHA domain-interacting nucleolar phosphoprotein-like. Bases 196 to 1272 code for a protein of 358 amino acids. Lineage: Eukaryota; Metazoa; Arthropoda; Insecta; Hymenoptera; Athaliidae. Gene Ontology annotation, biological process: maturation of LSU-rRNA from tricistronic rRNA transcript (SSU-rRNA, 5.8S rRNA, LSU-rRNA). The record is from RefSeq and is a predicted model, not a curated record. Gene Ontology annotation, cellular component: nucleolus. Gene Ontology annotation, molecular function: RNA binding. The transcript is spliced from 4 exons.